AUGGCCAGAGAUUACGCCAAAGGUGACGCCCUUAGGGUUAUCAAAGCGGCAGGCGAGCCGUCGCGGCCCAUGCGUUUGCCAGUACCGAAUGGGCUCCUCCCCAAAAAUAGCAACCAUCUGUACGUCACGGUCGCCGAUGGGUCCAACCGUACUUUCAAGAUUGCGUGUAGCCCCAGGGGGUGGAAAGAGAUCACUCUCGGCAGGGGAUGGCAAAGGUUCUAUCAUGAAUAUAAGCUACAACCAUCUAACAUUCUUCUGUUCAAGCACAAGGGCAGGGACGACUUCAGCGUUCGCAUAUUUCAGUCACCGGGUGUGGAAAGGACGUAUGAUACGUCCGGUGAUGACUCCGGCGACAACACACCCCCCCAAGUGUCAAGGAAACGUACACCCGCUACUGAAGGUACCCGGCGUCGAAAGGGGUGUAUCAAUGUCCCUAGGAGCGCCGCUGCAGCUGAGGUGGAGCAGACAUUUAACUCGGAGCACCCCUUCUUCAUCAUGCACAUCACAAAAAGGCUCCUGGGCAUCCACUUCCUGCCAAAUGUGCCGCAUUUUGGAGAGGACGUCAACGAUUCUGCCAUGGUCACUCUGAGAUCGGGGGAGAUCUCCGUCCGGGCCGUCUACGGAAGAUACGUGGGCCAACGAAGGUGCAAUUGUGGCAGCAUUAGCCAAGGGUGGGCGGAAUUCUUGCACAAGUGCAACGUAACUGUCCCCAAGCUCGGCGUGUUUGAGAUCUCCAGUACCCACCCAGAGGUGGAGCUGUUGGUCCAAUUUGUUGAUUUUGAAUGA
Molecule: messenger RNA, 786 nt
Organism: Arachis stenosperma
Lineage: Eukaryota; Viridiplantae; Streptophyta; Magnoliopsida; Fabales; Fabaceae
Exons: 3
Coding region: 1-786 (261 amino acids)
Source: RefSeq, a predicted model, not a curated record